UUAAGUAUUGAUGCUAAAGCUGUUAUGUUUCAGUUUUUCACAUUUGUUUUCAUAGAACUACACAUGAUUUGGUAUUAUUUUAAGGUAAAUUUGAUUGUUAGAAACAGGCAUUACAACAGGUUUGGUGUAUUUCUGUUUUGGUCUAAUCAUAAAGAUUUGAUCUACAUGCUCUUUUGGAAUAAUUUUGUCUCUAACAAUGUGGAUAUUUUAUUUUUUGAAGCAAUUUGAUUGUAUAUUAUGAUUUUAGUAUAUUUUGUCUAGCUUGCAUCCAAAAUGUACUCAUUUAAAUUUCCCUCAAAUUUAAGGUGCACCACUCUCCACUUACUCGCAGUAAGUCAAUGGCAUUGUCUGUUGCCACUUCUCAAUGUGUCAAAAUGAAACGAUCUAAGUUGCAUCGGUCUCCACUUACUCGCAGUAAGUCGAAGUCAUUGUCUAUUGCCACUCCUGAAUCUGUCAAAAUUAAACAAUCCAGAUCAGGUCGGCUGAUAGUUGCACGACUGGAUCCGGGAUCCCAAAACAUUACCUAUGGCCCGGAUGGUUGUAUUUGUGGGAUAACCAACUUGGAAGCAUCAUUUCCUCAGGGGAUCAGUUCAGAGCCUCCUUCUAAGACGAGAAUGUCUCAGCGUUUGUCACCAGAUCUCUAUAGACUGCUCACAUUUUAGUGAUGUUUUGAUGAAAUGUUGCUGCUAGCAUGUUGUAGCUUGCCGGUCUCUUGUAACUAUGGAACCACCCCUGAGGUGGAUUGCGUGUUUGUCAUGUUGACCGGCUUCUCUCUAGUCUCACUGCUCGUUGUAUCUAUAACCUGCUGUAAGGCUUAGGUGCCCAUUGACAUGAAUAUUUGUAGGGUUCUAGUAUGCAUCAUCAGUUUUUUUACUGUUUCUGAAGAAACCGGACCUCACUUCUAGUGCCUUACAAUGGGAAGGUGAUAUUUUGAUCAACGUGC
Molecule: messenger RNA, 943 nt
Organism: Panicum virgatum (switchgrass)
Lineage: Eukaryota; Viridiplantae; Streptophyta; Magnoliopsida; Poales; Poaceae
Exons: 4
Coding region: 339-662 (107 amino acids)
Source: RefSeq, a predicted model, not a curated record